This is a messenger RNA of Naegleria gruberi, 1739 nucleotides long. RefSeq names its product cathepsin C. Bases 7 to 1716 code for a protein of 569 amino acids. The record is from RefSeq and is a predicted model, not a curated record. Gene Ontology annotation, molecular function: cysteine-type endopeptidase activity. The transcript has 3 exons. Gene Ontology annotation, cellular component: lysosome. Lineage: Eukaryota; Heterolobosea; Eutetramitea; Acrasida; Naegleriidae.
AAAAAAAUGCCAACUGUCAAACUUGGAGUGACACUGUGCCUACUUGUUCUUCUUCAACUACUAUUCAUCACAACAACAAAGGCAGACAUACCAGUACACUGCGUUCAUGAUGACAUUGCCAACAAUGAGUGGAAAUUAUUCAUCACACCAUCCAUCUACUCCGUUCCAAAUAGAAAUUCUAAAAUUGCCUUCAGAAAACAAUUUGUUCCAUUAAAUUGUACAAGAUUUGACAAGGAAGAUUUGACAAUUUCUAGGGUAUUACGUGUCUAUCUUGAAUAUCCAAAUAUUGUCCGUGAUAGUUUGGAUAAUUCUAGAAUUGGAACUUGGACUAUGGUUUAUGAUCAGGGAUUUGAAAUUACUUUAAAGGAUGAUUUUAGUGAGAUUAGUUUAUUUGCAUUCAGUUCAUUUGAAAGAAUGAAGAAUGAUACUCAACUUAUCAAGUCAAAGUGUCAUGAAACUUUUGUAGGAAAUUAUCGUAAAACUUCGAGAGAUGGAAAGAAUUCACUUGGAUGUUAUUAUGCUGAAAAGACUAAACCAUCUGCAAAUGAUGUUAAAAUUUCAUUACCUGUCAAUACUCUAUUGUACAAGUAUUUUGAUCCAAAGAAUAAUGGAAAAGGAUUAAACGUUAAUAAGAAGGAUUCAGAUGAUGAUUUUGAAAGUGAAUCUGAUUUGGAUUUGAGAAUUUUGAGAACUAUCAAACCAUCAAAUACCAAAUUCAAGAACGACAAGACCUUAAUUGAUUGGAUUAAUACUCAAUCUGAUGAUUUGGGUUGGUCUGCUCAAGCUUAUCCACAAUUUGAAGAAAUGACAGAAGCUGAUCUUAUCAAUCUCUCAGGUGGAUGGAAAUCACUCUUCUUGGGCCAUUGGAACAAAUGGAGACCAAUUGGUUUGGAUGAUGCAGAAUCAUUUGAGAGCACUUCUGAUAACUUUGCCAUUGCCAAUCAAGAAUUAUUGAACCAAGUUGAAAAAUUACCAAAGAACUUUGACUGGAGUAAUGUUGAUGGAGAAAAUUACGUUCCAGAUGUAAAAAAUCAGAUGGCGUGCGGAUCUUGCUACGCUUUUGCUGCAGUCACAGCUAUUGAAUCUCGUAUUAGAAUUCAAAGCAGAAAUAAUGUCAGAGAACCACUUGCAGUUCAAGAUAUUGUCUCCUGUAGUCCAUACGCUCAAAAGUGUCAUGGUGGUAUUCCAUAUGCUGUAGGUCGUCAUUUACGUGAUUUUAAUCUCGUUCCAGAAUCAUGCUUCCCUUACAAGGGUUCAGAAAAUGUUGCCUGUUCAUCCAAGUGUAAGAAUCCAGAAUAUAUUGUCAAGGUCACAAAGUAUAGAUAUGUCUCUGAUUAUUAUGGAGGUUCAAAUUAUGCCAACAUGAUGAAGGAAAUUUAUGAACAUGGUCCAAUUUCUGCCAGUUAUUUGAUUUAUCCAGACUUUAAGUACUACUCGAAAGGUAUUUACAAGCAUUCUGGUAAGGGUUAUCCAAUGAAAACAGAUAGAAUCAAUCGUGAAAUGAAUGGAUGGGAACCAACUACUCACUCAGUUGUUAUUACUGGUUGGGGAGAAGAUCCAAAAACUGGUGAAAAGUAUUGGAAUGUUUUGAACUCUUGGUCUGAAAGCUGGGGUGAGAAUGGUAGAUUCCGUAUCAAACGUGGAAAUGAUGAAUGUGCUAUUGAAGCUGAAGGAGUUGCCUUCUAUCCAGAAGUAAUCUUUAUGAAUAAAUAUUAACAACUCUGGAGAGAUUUACUUCU